Molecule: messenger RNA, 846 nt
Organism: Drosophila busckii
Lineage: Eukaryota; Metazoa; Arthropoda; Insecta; Diptera; Drosophilidae
Product: seminase
Exons: 1
Coding region: 2-814 (270 amino acids)
Biological process (GO): proteolysis
Molecular function (GO): serine-type endopeptidase activity
Source: RefSeq, a predicted model, not a curated record
CAUGCGACUCUUGUUGAUCGCAUUUUUAAUCUGCCUGAUGCCAACGGCAUGGACUAAAAUUUAUAAAGGAUAUAUAUCGAAAAGAACGAAAGUCCAAAAACGUUUUUGGGGUGGGAUGGAUACAAAUACUGGUGCUAAUUUUGGCGGAUGGUUGCUGCGCAUUAUGAACUCGGAUGGCACAUUUGCCUGCGGUGCUUCUUACUACGCGCCGAUGUUGGUGCUAACCUCAGCGAAUUGCAUACGACCCUAUAGAAAUAGUUUGGAUGGUGUAAGUGUCGAAGGCACCGCCAUUUAUGGUGAAGAGCGUGAUAAUUAUGCACUAAUAGAUACAAUCUAUAUGCCGGAGUCGUUUAAGCCGCGUCAAACAGACAUGGAUAUUGCUGUAGUUCGACUUAUGAGACCCAUCAAAGGUAGAUUAACUGAAUUUAUCAAAUUGUGUGAAACAUAUCCUCUCACUGGCAUGCGUAUGACUGCCUUUGCCUGGGGCUAUGAUAGCUUCGAUGUACAACCACCCAGUCAUUUAACCAAGAAGGGAGAUGUGUUAGUUGAGAAUUUCGCGGAAUGUCGACGCAAAUUUAAAGGUAUGCUAGACUUAACGCUUACAAGCAUCUGCGUAACAGAGCCUAAGGAUCCACGCUUAUGCCUAUAUGAUGGCGGUAGUCCUUUAAUUUAUAAAGACGAACUCUGUGGCAUUGUAUCUUAUGGCUCCGGAUGCAGCAAUACUUCGAUUCCUGGGGUCUAUACUAACAUAAUGGAGGUCAAAAAAUAUAUAUUUUCAAUUCAAAAAGGUAUUAAAAGUGGCGCAAUUGAGUAAACAUCAAAUAAUUGCUUAUGUAUUCAUAUUGU